AGUAGGCGGUAUAACAAAAGAGACCGGGGGGGGAAAAAUGUGGAGUGCAUUCGCUGUCCUCGCAGGCUGGCGGACAAGACCGAGGAGGCAGCCCGUGUGAUGCUCCUGCUGCUGCUGCCGCUGCAACACCUCUGGAGGCGAUGCAGGAGACGCGGUGCAGCAGACGCUGAAGGAGGAAGGCGGUGUAGCCUAUAGGAGGAGAAGACCAGACAGACUACUACAACACCGCCUGAUGGGGGACCGCUGAUUGAGAGAGAAAGCGAGAAAGCGAGAGAGAGAGAGAGAGAGAGAGAGAGAGAGCAGAAGCAGCCCGUGGUGGAGAAGCUAAAGAGAAAGAGGGGAGACAACCGACAAGCACCGGGAUUAGGUGACUGAGCCCGUGAUCGUUCAGCUUCAACACCGCCGACGGAGACCCCCAGCAUCCGGUCGCUGUUUUUUGGGGGGGUGGCAAAAAAAAGAGCCAAAAAUAAACCUUGGUGGUGAUGGAUCUGCAUUCAGCUCUGAACAACAAAGUGAACAGGAUUUCAGUCAUGGCGAGGCUCUUCCUUUCCCUCCUGCUCCUGUGUGGAUGCCAAAACAGCCUCUGCCUGUCCUCCUCAGAGGCUCAGAAGGAGACAGCCACCAAUGACAACAGCACAGUUUUCACUAGGAUCCUGGACGGGCUCCUUGAUGGUUACGACAACAGGCUCCGGCCGGGGCUCGGAGAGAAUGUCACUGAGAUCACGACAAAUAUUUUUGUCACCAGCUUUGGCCCGGUGUCUGACACGGAGAUGGAGUACACCAUAGACGUCUUCUUCCGUCAGAGCUGGAAGGACGAGCGCCUGUGCUUCAAAGGGCCCAUGGAGAUGCUGCCGUUAAACAACCUGCUGGCCAGCAACAUCUGGACGCCAGACACCUUUUUCCUUAACGGCAAGAAGUCUAUCGCUCAUAACAUGACCACGCCCAACAAGCUGCUGAGGCUGAAGGAUGACGGCACUUUGCUUUACACCAUGAGACUGACCAUAUCAGCAGAAUGCCCCAUGCAGCUGGAGGAUUUCCCCAUGGACGCACACGCCUGCCCUCUCAAGUUUGGCAGCUAUGCCUAUCCAGUAUCAGAGGUGGUCUACACUUGGACUCAGGGAGCUGCUAAGUCUGUGGUGGUGGCAGAGGACGGCUCCAGGCUCAACCAGUACCACCUUAUUGGGCAAACUGCUGGCACGGAGAACAUACACACAAGCAGAGGACAAUAUACAGUGAUGAUGGCCCACUUUUACCUGAAGAGGAAGAUUGGAUAUUUUGUCAUCCAGACAUAUAUGCCCUGUUUCAUGACUGUAAUCCUGUCCCAGGUGUCAUUUUGGCUAAACAGAGAAUCAGUUCCUGCGAGGACUGUCUUUGGGGUGACCACUGUGCUGACCAUGACCACCCUCAGCAUCAGUGCCAGGAACUCGCUCCCUAAAGUGGCCUACGCUACAGCCAUGGACUGGUUCAUUGCCGUCUGCUACGCUUUCGUCUUUUCUGCCCUCAUUGAGUUUGCCACAGUGAACUACUUCACCAAGAGGAGCUGGGCCUGGGAUGGCAAGAAGGCUUUGGAAGCACAGCACCCUAAGAAACGAGACCCCAUGGUGCUGUCGAAAAAGCCCAACAACGUUUGCUCGGCGGGUGUGAACUAUACCCCGAACCUCACCAAGGACGUGUCCAUCUCCACAAUCUCCAAUACAACGUCGGUGCAGCUACGAACCUCUGAGACCAAGAUGGUGGACCCCAAGAAGACCUACAACAGCGUCAGCAAGAUCGACAAGAUGUCGCGGAUAGUGUUCCCUGUCCUCUUUGGAACCUUCAACCUCGUCUACUGGGCCACGUACCUUAACAGAGAACCAGUGGUGAAAGGAGCUGUCACCUCAACGUAAUCACUCUCUUUUUUCUUAUUUCUUUUUGGAAACAGAGUUUGUGUAAGGAAGGAAGUUUGAGCCUGGUUGGAGAGUGGGUGGACUAAAAGGAAAGGGGUUGUUGUAAAGUCUCUGCCCUAGACAAAAAAAUAAAUAAAAAAGAAAUAUCUGCGCUUGAAGAACAAAAACAAACUAUACUCAGCUAUCUUAUUCAAGCACUUUGAAUGGAUGCAAGGCUGCAACAGAAUCCCUUUCCUGUUUUUCAUGGCCUAAAAAACUGCUUGAUCACAAACAAACUGCUUUUCAGACUAUGUCGAUGAGAGAGUGGGUGCUUUGCUUCUUUCUCAUUAUCCUGCUGCAGUUUGCAUGACGCUCUCCUCAAAAGGAAACCAUGAACUCCUCUUUGUCUUGAAUACCGACAUAUAUAUGUCAAUCACUGCUUAAAGUACGAGAGCACACUUCAUUGCUACAAUUCCAGGAAGGGUUUUAAUUGAACUGAUGUAGACAUUCUGAACAAAUUUAAACGCUUCAUAUUCUUACCAUGGAGGCUUGAAAUGCACUGAGCUUAGGCUAUGAAAACACUGUAAUACAACAUGCAUUUGAAUUUGAAAAACUGAUUUUAAAAAAUGUACCUAAUUCCACUCUGUGUGGAAGAAACAUCUCUUGAGAUUAAUGCUGCAAGUGCAUUAAUAAUUUAGUUUUAUGCCUCUUUUUAAAAAACCUUUGCGAUUUAUUUUUCUCCUAUUGCAGUGAGUGCUUGCCUAUCUCUUUGUACGUCUUUACUUGGAGAUUCAAAGCCUACUGCUGCAGGCCUGGUUUCCCAAAAGCAUUUGCAGUUGAAGUCACAAUGAAGAAUUACAAAAAAAAAAAGGCUACCUGAAGGUGAAAAAAUGGAUUUGGAAGAUCAGCAGGGGUUUCUAAAUAAAGAGGCUCUUCUUCAUUCAUAAAAAAUUAAAAAGUCGUAAUUUAGGGCAGCACACCAACAAGAAUAUAAGAAAAUCGUCUGUGGCCCACUUACACUGAGUGACUGGACAGCUGUGGAUGGUGGGAUCAGACAAACUUGGGAUUGGAUAUAUGUACUAUAACAGAAUUUUGAGUCUGGGUCACUCAGCUAGGAAACUAAUAUUCACAGUUGAGAGACCAGUGCACGAGUGUGUCACAUACAAAUCAGCAGAGUAAUGCUGAGAGUUUUGAGACUGUCAUUAAGUGAGAUGGCAAGAGUUCACACCACAAUUUAGGUGAGCAUCCAUGCUGCUGACAUGUCCUUGGGCAAAACAUUGCAACACUAACAGCUCCAGGGGCCAGUUACACAGAGACAGACUUUAACUAUGGUGCAGAUCAAAUUAAUAGACUUCAGAUAGACGUCUAAAUAAGUCUAUACUGUAGUAAGGCUAAGUAGAACAAAUUUGCCUUGAAUUGUGGGUAAAUGAAGACUUUUUUCAAACUUAUAAACAUGACUGACCUUGCAACUGUUUUGUUAUUGCAGAAAAUGUUUGCCUUCUGGAAGACUGCACAUGUUAAAAAGAUAUUUUAGGGAAAGGGAAAUUCAACCAAGAGAGCAACAAUACAAAAAUCCGCCAGUAUUAUAAAAUCAGAUGGACAAAAAUUCCUCAAGAGAGAGUGAAUACAGGUCAGCAAACCAACAACGUAAAGCCCUGGUCACACCGGAAAGCAAGCUCAGUAGGUCAGUUAAUGGGUGAUUAAGUUCAUACAGUGUAGUACCAUCAACCAUCAAACAUCUCUUUUGUGGAGCAGUUUUUCUCCAACAAAGGAGGGUUAAUAAAGGUGGAUGGUGCAAAACAGCUAAUAAGCUGUUCUAGCUUUUUCCAUUUUAGUCCCUGACUUUCUGUUCCUUCAGAGGUUAGCACUGUCAAGACGGCUUAUUCAUGAAUCAAAAGUGCAAAUUUAUAGUGUAAAUUUCACUAAAAUUGAAACUGACACAAAAACUUUGCACAGAUAUACUUUGCCCAUGCAAGUAAAUUUCAUGAGGAUGGAUUCAUUUAGCCGCAAAAUGUUGCCAUUUUAAAAAUUAGUGUGACCAGACCUUUAAGCUACAAAGAUUUUGGGAAAUUACAAGGGACUCAUGUAAAUAGACUUUAUUUUCUCUUUGCUUUGAUGCAAAAAAGGCGAUAUUAAGAUUUUCACAUUUGUGUUUUAAGCCCUUAGAAGAAAAAAAAAGCCAAAGUCUAAUGGUGACUUUCAAUUUUCUUAAUGUUUUUGUGUACAUGUGUAAGAUUCUUUUCUUCUUGUUGCUUGUAGAAGAGCUUACAUCUGACCAAACUUGGCUUUUAAUGUUUGAAUUGAAUCAGAUUUUUAUGUAUUUAUUUCUACAUUGACUUAAUUAAA
This is a messenger RNA of Lates calcarifer (barramundi perch), 4211 nucleotides long. RefSeq names its product gamma-aminobutyric acid receptor subunit alpha-5. Gene Ontology annotation, cellular component: neuron projection; GABA-A receptor complex; dendrite membrane. Bases 483 to 1886 code for a protein of 467 amino acids. The record is from RefSeq and is a predicted model, not a curated record. Gene Ontology annotation, biological process: monoatomic ion transmembrane transport; signal transduction; synaptic transmission, GABAergic. NCBI's taxonomy places the organism in Eukaryota, Metazoa, Chordata, Actinopteri, Centropomidae. Gene Ontology annotation, molecular function: inhibitory extracellular ligand-gated monoatomic ion channel activity; GABA-gated chloride ion channel activity; transmitter-gated monoatomic ion channel activity involved in regulation of postsynaptic membrane potential. The transcript is spliced from 10 exons.